Molecule: messenger RNA, 1995 nt
Organism: Carassius auratus (goldfish)
Lineage: Eukaryota; Metazoa; Chordata; Actinopteri; Cypriniformes; Cyprinidae
Product: deleted in malignant brain tumors 1 protein-like
Exons: 14
Coding region: 1-1995 (664 amino acids)
Biological process (GO): zymogen activation
Cellular component (GO): plasma membrane
Molecular function (GO): protein binding; serine-type endopeptidase activity
Source: RefSeq, a predicted model, not a curated record
AUGGGGGACGGCGGUGUGGGAGAACCAGGACCCAUGCUGCGACUCGUUCCUGGCGCUCUCCGAGGAGAUGAGAGGGAGAUCUACGCCCUGGAUCUGCCCCCCUCUCUUAAUGGACUCAUUGAGCUAGCGUUACGGGUGGAUGCCCGCCUCACUUGGAUGGAGAGGAGGGGGCUGUUCAACACCCCAUCCAGGGGCCCGGCGGACGGGCGAUUCAGCGGCGGAGAUGUGGUCAGUCCCACCUACGAUCACGAGCCCAUGCAGGGGUCCGACUGGUUGGAGGUUCUCGCUGCUCUGGGAGAUCAUGUGAAUGUGAGGUUGGUUGGUGGUCACAGUCGCUGUGCUGGUAGAGUGGAGGUUCUUCACCGAGGUCAGUGGGGAACAGUGUGUGAUGAUAGCUGGGAUAUGGCUGAUGCUGCAGUGGUGUGUAGAGAGCUGGACUGUGGAGAACCUGUAGAUGCUCUGAGCGAUGCUCAUUUUGGACCAGGAUCAGGGCCGAUCUGGAUGAGUUUUGUCUUGUGUUUGGGGUCAGAGUCCACACUUAAGAACUGUGGGUCAAGAGGAUGGGGUAAACAUAUCUGUGAUCAUAGUGAAGAUGCUGCAGUCAUCUGCUCAGAUCAUAUGAAUGUGAGGUUGGUUGGUGGUCACAGUAGCUGUGCUGGUCGAGUGGAGGUUCUUCAUAGAGGUCAGUGGGGAACAGUGUGUGAUGAUAGCUGGGAUAUGGCUGAUGCUGCAGUGGUGUGUAGAGAGCUGGACUGUGGAGAACCUGUUGAUGCUCUGAGUGAUGCUCAUUUUGGACAAGGAUCAGGACCAAUCUGGAUGAGUUAUGUCAUGUGUACUGGAUCAGAAUCUACACUGAAGAACUGUGGGUCAAGAGGAUGGGGUAAACAUAACUGUGAUCAUAGUGAAGAUGCUGGAAUCAUCUGCUCAGGUAAACAACUUCAAACAGGUCCUCAGUGUCAGAUGUCCGGCUGGUUGGAGGUUCACACUGCUCUGGGAGAUUUCAACACUGUUAGGUUGGUUGGAGGUAACAGUCCCUGCAGUGGUAGAGUGGAGGUUCAUCAUGAUGGUCAGUGGGGAACAGUGUGUGAUGAUGACUGGGAUCUGACUGAUGCUGAAGUGGUGUGUAGAGAGGUGGGAUGUGGAGAGGCUUUAAAUGCAGUGUAUGGGGCUUACUUUGGACAAGGAUCAGGACCAAUCUGGAUGGAUGAAAUGCUGGUGGGUUCUGGGGGAGACUGUGCAGGGAGGCUGGAGGUUUUUCACAAUGGCUCAUGGGGGACAGUGUGUGAUGACUCCUGGGAUAUUAAAGAUGCUCAUGUGGUUUGCAGACAGCUGCAGUGUGGAGUGGCCCUCAGUAACCAGCCGGUACCAGCCUGGUUUGGACCUGGUUCUGGACCCAUAUGGCUGGAUGAGGUGGAGUGUGAGGGGAAUGAGACGUCCCUGUGGAGCUGCUCUUCUCCAGGCUGGGGAAAACAUGACUGUCAACACAAGGAGGAUGUAGGAGUCGUGUGCUCAGAGUUUAAAGAGAUCAGGUUAACUGAGGGCUGUGAAGGGAAUGUGGAGGUUUUCUACAAUGGAUCCUGGGGUAAUGUGUGCUGGAACCAGAUGGACGGAGACACAGUGAGUCUGAUCUGUCAAGAGUUGAACUGUGGAAGAUCUGGUGUUUUGUCUGAUUCAACAGCAAGAGUAAAAUCAGCUCCUAACUGGCUGGAUAAAAUGUCCGGCUGGUUGGAGGUUCUCGCUGCUCUGGGAGGUCAGUUUCUGUUGGAAGAGACUCGUCUGGGAGAGGCAGCAGUGAUGGCUCAGAAAGCUGCAGAGCUGGACAGUUCUGAGUUUGAUGUGGUUUUUAGCGCUGCUCGCAUGCUCAGACAGGCCAGUCUGAAUGAGGCAGCUGAAAGGUUUUAUGGGAAGGCAGCAGAUUUAAGACCUGAUCAUCCAGCAGCUCUAAUGAAUCUCGGGGUGAUCCUUCAUCUUAAUGGGAAGCUGAAGGAAGCUUAG